CUCACUCACUCUUCCGCCGCCUCCAUCAUUUGCAGAUUCGCUGCUGCUGCUGCCUGCAUGCAGUGUUGUUGUUGUAGUUGUUGUAUCCCAUCACACCGCUCAUGUCGCUCUCUCGUGCUCAAAUUCCCUCCCUCCCUCCGCACCAUUUUGAACCUACCCGUUUGAAUUCCCCUCCCCUUCCAGAGAAUUGAUUUUCUUUAGCUUCGCAGCUUUCUUCCUUCACUCGUUCCCGGCCCCAAGGCUCGCAGGUUCAUCGUGUCUCUUCACUCCAGCCUCACUCGUAGCUUCAGUCUUUAGAGACAUUACAUGUAAAUUAGGGAGAGCAUGUUACCUUGAUGAUUUAGAGAAGAACUUCGAGCGGAUCUGGAGGUGGCGUGCGGCGAUGCGACGUCGUCGUACGCCUGAAAAGAAUAUGUGAUGGUAUGGACGAGAGUUGUGAACGUUUGCCCGUUGCUUUGAAUGUUGCGCGCCCGGGGUUGAAGUGUCAACGAGAUUAUGCCUUCGUAAUCAGAGUGGCGUGGCGUGUUUGGUCUGCGAAAUAGAACGUUGUAGUGCUUGGAUUUUCUUGGCAUCCUGUUGACUGCUGUGUCAAAUUUUGUUUUGAAGUUCAGGCGCGGCGCAUGGUGCUGAAUUAGAGAGACUUCUAGCGUUUGAGGAUUCUUUUAUGACCAUUUUGUGCCAUGUCAUUUAAGAAAAUGAUCAGUGAGCUUUUAGUUUCGGGGUGUACGUUUUUCUUCUAAUUCUAUGCAUCCCGACCUCCAAUCCGCAUCGAAAUAUGUGCAGCAGUGCUUUUUUGCAAGAUGAUGUAAAACUAAAGUAGUUGGCGAUCAUCAAAUCGUGUGAUGCAAUUGCAAGCAGCUUGCCCGAAUUGUAGCCGAAGGAAUUGGAAAAUGCUUAACUGCUUUCAGGAGUGACCUGAAUCAAUCUACCGUGAUUCGUACAUACUAUUUCCAGAACCAGCGUCACGAAACCAAUCUUCAAAGUGCCUCGGGUUACAGGCUUUUGGGAAGACCUUGUCUAUAUUCUUCUAAAGAAAGUCGCCUCUUGCAACCCAGCGUCGACGCAGCAGGCUUGGCCGCGGGUUGGAUUUAGUUCCUAAUUCUCUUUCAACGAUUAUUUCUCAAAACGAAGAAUUCGGGCACAAGUAUACCCGCCAAGGAUGAGUAGCUUCCCAAAUUCAGAAUGGUCCGCACAAUACGACGAGGAAGCUGCAAUUGACGCUCCAAUCCAGGAGCAUGUAAUGCAAUCCUUCAGUACAUCUUCUAGCGUUGGCUUCAGCUACAAUGAGCAGGGCAUGCUAAAUAGAGGAAGGAAAGGUUUCAGGGGCAUGCAACAGGAGAAAAAUGAAUAUCGCCAAUCUUUCUAUCACUUGCAACAUCGGUAUACAAAGAUGAUCACCUUACCUGUAGUCGUCAUCGCUAUUAGUGUGAUCGGAUUGUUUUUUGCACUAAUUUCAUUCCGCGGAUUUUUCCAUCCAACGAUGAAGGCAGCAGGGGCUCAGUCAGGGCAUCGAGGUAGAAUAUUUAAAGAUCUUGCAGUUGCGGCAGUUGACCGUAACAGUCUUGGCGAUAAAAAUCAGGCACAGCGAUUCCUUGACCUUGAAUACCACACCAAUCAGACGCGAGUUGGAAGAACUGGAAGGAUAUUCAGACGAAGAGUUCUGGACUCGCUUCAGGGAAUGCUUUGGGGCACCUCCCAUCCGCCUCGAAAUUCUCAAUUGAGGAAGGCUUACUUGAGGACAAUCAGAGACACUAGAGGCAAGGAAGAGAACCUUUACUCAUCCGAGGACAUGUUGCAUGCAGAAGUGUAUCACAAUUUCACAUAUUUUAAAGAGAGAUAUGCAGAAAUGAACAAGACUUUCAAGAUCUACGUGUACAGAGAUGGAUUCAAGCCACUUGUGCAUGGAGCCAAAACAGGGGGGAUUUAUGCAACCGAGGGACUCUUCUUGAAGCGCAUGGAGGACUCUAAUAACAGAUUCACUGUUUCUGAACCAUCAAAAGCGCACAUGUUUCUGCUUCCGUACAGCGUUCGCCAGAUGGUGGAUAUUUUACAAGAUCCAUACUCGCGUAGUAUGCGGCCAUUGAAAACCUUCAUCUCAAACUACGUUGACACACUGGCAUCCAAGUAUCCUUACUGGAACAGAACACAUGGUGCUGACCAUUUUUUUGUGUCUUGUCACGACUGGGCACCACUUUCAACAAUGCUUCAUGGCGAACUUCACACAAACUCAAUGAAAGUGGUUUGCAAUGCUGAUCUCACAGUGAACUUCGAUAUAGAGAAGGAUGUUUCCAUUCCACAGACGCUAAAGGGUGGAAAUCAGUCGGACUUAGAUGUCGGUAGUCUGGGACCAGAAGAGCGAGAUUUUUUAGCAUUUUAUGCUGGCCAAAUGCACGGCACUGUGCGACCAGUGCUUCUGGAUUACUGGAAAGGCAAAGACCCUACUAUGAAGGUCUACGAGGUCCUACCUUCUGAUAUUGCCGUAAAUAUCUCAUAUGCUCAGCACAUGAAACGGAGCAGGUAUUGUUUGUGCCCUAAAGGUUUUGAGGUAAAUAGUCCCAGGAUUGUGGAGGCCAUUUUGAGUGGCUGUGUCCCUGUUAUCAUAGCUGACAACUUUGUGCUCCCUUAUAAUGAUGUGCUGGAUUGGACGAAGUUUUCCGUCACUGUACCGGAGGAGGACAUUCCUGACUUGAAAAAGAUUUUGAGCAGCAUAUCGAACGUUACUUACCGCUCGAUGCAACGACGCCUGAGGUACAUAAGAAGGCAUUUUCUUUGGCUCGAAGAUCCUGAAGACACACAGUAUGAUUCAUUUCACAUGACAUUGUAUUCUAUUUGGAGACAAAGCAUGAACUUGCGCAGGAGAAAACCAGAAAUUUUCCAGGAACGCAUGAGUUAGAUGAAAGCCGCAUACGAAGAUUAAUCACAACUCCUAGUGUGCGUAAACAGAGAUCCGUUCGCCUGAUCCUUACUCUGGGCUCGUGCCAUUUCCAGCCUCUGAAUGUUCCGUUUUAAAUGCCUCCAAUAAGCGGCUACUUGCCACUCCAAGCAAUUUCCACUUUUAAACCCCUGAGGAAUCGAGAUUUGAACCGUUGGCAGGGAUGCGAAAAGUGCACAAAAUGUGUUAACAUCGUGAACCAUGACUGAGAGCUGUUGGAUAUUGCCAUUGCAGCUUUACUUAACCAUGGGUGUACACUAGAAAUGCCCCAAUAUACGCGACACCAGUGACUUGUGCUAACAUGUACUGUAGAUUAUCCCCUGAUGUAUUUUUAGCAUGUACGUGUUCAAAACAUGUGACUACAAGUUCCCAGUGUCGAAUCUAUGAACUUAGUGUAGAUUGCUCGAUCACGUAGGAUCCGAUUAGUCUUGAUAGAGAUUCUGGAGAUUCUUCAACAUCUUCCUGUUCAGAUACACAACAUGAGAAUAGCUAGCAAAUUGCGUAGAAUGCGGAUGAAAUCAUAACGUUAGUACUAGAUGUUGGAGAAGUAAGCGCAUUGAGGUGACUUCUUGUAACUUGAACUUCAUGUGCAAUGUGUAAGCUUCGUUGAAAUGA
Molecule: messenger RNA, 3547 nt
Organism: Physcomitrium patens
Lineage: Eukaryota; Viridiplantae; Streptophyta; Bryopsida; Funariales; Funariaceae
Product: putative glycosyltransferase At5g25310
Molecular function (GO): glycosyltransferase activity
Source: RefSeq, a predicted model, not a curated record